Messenger RNA from Adineta ricciae, 1713 nucleotides. Lineage: Eukaryota; Metazoa; Rotifera; Eurotatoria; Adinetida; Adinetidae. The record is from the annotation of a GenBank genome assembly.
AUGUCAGAUAUUUUAUUAUUUCGUUCGAAAAAUCCAAGUAUUCAAUCGAAAUUUAUCGGUCAAUUAGAACGCGAAUUCGCCAAUCUUGCUCGAUUGCUAUAUACAACUGAUGUAUCUAGUUCUGUGCUUGAACAAGAAUGUUUACCGUAUAUUGCCAAAAACAUUCUCUUUAAACAUCCUCUGCAAGAAGGAAAUGGCAAAGAACGCUAUAAGUUUAUAAUGAAAGGCUUUCACAACAUGUUUCAUUGUAUUUUUGAUAAAUCUCAAUUAAAUGUGAAGCUGAACGAUGAUGGCAAGACCGGUCGAUGUAUUAUUGACAGUGUCGUUAAUUUAAAACAAUUUUCGUGGCUCUACACAUAUCCAUUGCGUUCCAUCAUCAUUUUUGAAUUUCGUCUAUUGAAUACUCAAAGUAUUGAAGAACCACAAUUCGAAAUCUUUCGGCACGAAGAAAUGUGGUCACUUGCUGAUUUAAUUGAUGCCAUACCUGCCAUUGGAUGGUUUUAUAAAAAUAUCUUUCAUGAUCUGAUUUCUGAAACAGUUAUGAAUAAUGUAGACGAGUUUCCAUCGUGUUUCUAUUGUGCAGGAUAUUACACUCGAUGUUUCGGCGAUCCAAUCUGUCGAAUUUGUCAUGCAUUUAUCUAUCCAUAUGAAAUUGAUCAACAACAAGAGCCCAAUGUUUGUGAAGAUAAAGGUGAAGCAGAUGAUUCGGGAAACGAAGAUACUGAUGAUGGAUAUGCAUGUGCAUCCGGUUCGAGUAGAUCGACUAAAAAGUCUUUAGCGACGUCAGUGACAACAACCAAUACUGAUUCUUCUGCGCAAGCAACAACAUCAAAUACUUCUGUCGUGUCAGCAGCAUCGAAUAAUCGACGAAAUGAUUUAUUAAACGAGCUGUUACUUGAAUUAACAGCAGCAAAUGUGAUAUGGAAUGAUCAUACGUCUUAUUUGAGUCAGUUGCCACCAGAAGUGAUGCUGACAAUAAUGAAAUGCAUGGAUGAUUUGAGUAUAUAUGCAUUAGCUAAAGCUUCGAAUCGCUGGAAACAGUUAGUUGACUCCACGGUUGAUUGGAGACAAUUUAUUCGAACGCGUUGGCCACUUUUCCCGCUGUCGGAUGAUGAUGAUCAAAAGACGAAUCUCAGCCGAAUCUAUGAUCAAUUAAUCCGGAGUUCGAGCUGUUUUAUAUGUUUAAAUGAUACUGGAAUUCGAUUUGAAAGCAACGGACAAAUGCAGCCAACAUUGUGGCGACACCGGCGAUUACAAAGUGAAAUCCGUGCUCUAAGAGACGAUCCACCGGAUGGGAUUCGUGCAGAACCAUUAGACUCAUCUUGUUGUCAUUGGCAUGCUUCCAUUUGGGGUCCUAGCGCAUCACCUUAUGAAGGUGGUGUUUUCUAUUUAUAUUUACAUAUUCCACAAUCUUAUCCAAUGAUUCCUCCUGUUGUACGAUUUAUUACAAAAAUUUUUCAUCCAAACAUAAAUAUUCAUGGUGAUAUUGGUUUAGAUUCGUUUGGUUCCAAUUGGAGUCUAGCUCUAACCAUAUCGAAAGUCUUAAUAUCCGUUCAAUCUUUGCUGAGCGAUCCUUACGCACAUAUCUGUAUGAAUCGACAAGCCGCAGAUUUAUAUACGAAUAAUCGUGAGCAAUACGAGCAAAAAGCGCGUCAAUGGACAUGGGCAUAUGCAAUGCACGACUAUAUCAAUGGGGACGAAAUAGAGAUCUAG